GAGGGAGGGGAAAUCGUUGAAUGGCAACAACAGCAUGGACCAACCCACAGCAUGUUGAGUCCUGCCCUGCUCUCUCUGCUCUCUCCACACAUCUUAUUUGCAUGUCGCUGUGAAGCAGUGAUCUACCUUCUCCUCCUCCUCCUCCUCCUCCUCCUCUGUGGGAUCACUACUCCUGCUCCUGCUGCUGAGGGUUUCACUGGAUAUUCACACGGUUUCUGUACAGGCUGGUUGUCAUCGCCUCCUAGUGCGCAGCAGGGGGAUAAAAAAAAAAGGGAUUUUUGAAAACCACAGGAAAUCCUAUUCUAUAAAACGGAACACGUUCUCCUCUUUGUAGAACCGCUGACUGCUUCUGACUUUUCAAGCUUUUAAAAGAACCAAAGGAAGAAUGCACUACCAGAGGACUAUAUGACACCUUGGAUCUAAUCUUGAAAAGAAAAAGGUGAAGAAAAGAAGAUAGAAUUAAGCAUCUCCCCGGGGACCUACCACCAGAAAAUGGCCACAGAGUCUUUCCAUGCUGCCUAUGCUGUUGUGGCCCCGUCCGUCGUCCCCAUGUCGCCCUCCACAGGAAACCUGCUUCGCAUGUUCCGCGAGUACCAGAGCAACGCGGUCAUCUUGGAGCACUACAACUACACAGGCAAGCUGCAGAAUAGGUACAAGGAGGGACUCAAACCCGAGGCCAUCGCUUUCCUGCUGGUCUGCCUGCUCAUCGUCGCCGAAAACGCCGUGGUGCUCCUGGCCAUCUGGAAGAACAAGAAAUUCCAUCUGCCCAUGUACUACCUACUGGGCAACUUGACUCUCUCCGACAUGCUGGCGGGCUUCACCUACAUGGUGAACAUCAUAACGUCCGGCGCCCAUACGAUGAAUAUGACCCCCGUGCUGUGGUUCCUGCGGGAGGGGGGCGUGUUCAUCAUGCUGGCCGCCUCGGUCAUCAGUCUGCUGGCCAUCGCCAUAGAGCGCCACGUUACCAUGGUGAGGAUGAAGCCGUAUCAGGGGGACAAACAGGGCCGGAUGUUCGCCCUGAUUGGGGCCAGCUGGGUGCUGUCAGUGUUCCUGGGCGUCCUGCCCGUCCUAGGCUGGAACUGCAUGGGACGCCUGGACCAGUGCUCCACGGUGCUCCCGCUCUACGCCAAGAGCUACAUCCUGUUUUGCAUCACCGUCUUCAGCGCCAUCCUCAUGUCCAUCGUGGUGCUCUAUGUCCGCAUCUUCCGCAUCGUCAAGUCCAACACCCAGCACCUGGCCUCAGUCCCGCAGCGCAAGGGCCUCUACCGCAAGUCCCAGAAGUACAUGGCCCUGCUGAAGACGGUCACCAUAGUUCUGGGGGUCUUCAUCGCGUGCUGGUUGCCCCUCUUCAUCCUCCUGCUGCUGGACUUCUACUAUCCGGCCAAAAGCUGCGGGGUGCUCUUGAAGGCGGACUAUUUCCUGGGCAUCGCCAUGUUCAACUCCCUCCUGAACCCCAUCAUCUACACCCUGACCAGCAAGGACAUGAGGAGGGCCAUCCUCAGGCUGCUGUGCCGACACUGCCUCAUGACCAAGGAUGGGCAGGUGAAGAAGAUCGGGAUGCCCUUCCUGGAGUGCAGCACCAGCAAGACCGACGUGGCCUCUCACAGACUUGAGGGACUGGAGACGACAGUGUCCUCUGGGAACUUCACGCCCUCGACUAUCAAAUCCAUUUACCCCAGGAUUGCUAAAACAUGAUGCAGCGGUUCUCUUGAGAGGAAGCAUUCAUACUGAGUCUUCCCUCUUAACGGAGUUGUGCUCCGGUCGAGUGAACGUUUGCACACAGAGUUUUGGCAUUAAACUGAAAAAGCUCGAUGUGAUUGGAGUCCAAAAUUUGGGAGAAAGACUAACUUUUGAAGCUCUCUUUAAAUCACGAAAAUUCCAAAAAGACAGGGCCUUAAUAGUAGCUGUGAGUUUCUUGUGAAAAACUAGCAUUACUUUUAUAUUUUAGACAACAAGGUCAGUAUUUAUCAGAACAUUUUCCUUUCUGAAAACAUGUCAUCUCAUUUCUAUCAGUGUUUGUUUUCCACAUGAAAUGAAACCAAAGGCCGUGUGUGUAGACGUUGCACAUAAAAAGCAGCACAUCUGACAGACUGGGGCCAAAGCCCGGGCGAGAGGUUUACCCUUAUCUCUAGCGUGUAAUGAUACGUUGUUACAAACACAGAGGGUCCACACCCAAAGAAUCUGCUGCCAAACCCAUGUAAUUUCUAACAUGUGAGUUUUGGUCAGCAGCAGUGCCGGGUAGCGGCCCUGGGACCCGCUGAAGACGUCAUGCAGAGGGGGCCUCGUGGGGCGGUUUGCAGCCUUGGAGGUCCCCUCAACAUAUGUAGCGACACAUGAUGAAGGACCAGGAGGCAAUAAAGCCCGACAUGGGAGGCGCGUUGAAGCCGUUUGGUUUCUCAGGCUAGAAUAUCGCAGCAAUCUGCUUUGAUGUGAGGAAAGAAAUAAAGAUUCUUCUCGCUGGAGAACAUUCACCAUGAAAUGAUAUGAAUCUGUUUUCUUCGUGAUGAGCUUCUGGUGACUAGUAGUCCUCUUGAAUACAUAUGUUGAAUACACUUCCUGUAAGUCGCUUUGGAUAAAAGCGUCUGCUAAAUGACUGUAAUGUAAUGGAAUGGAAUGAGCGCAGAUGUAAUCUUGCUCCACAAGUAAUCUGCCAAAGGCCCAGACGACAGAGUGCAUGGGCUUCAGAGUACUGUCUGGGGAAUUUCAUUGUGAUCACGUAACAUUAAAAUAGAUACUUUGCCAACUGUAAUAUUGUACAUAAAUGUAAAGAGAAAGAAAACAUCUAUUUACUGAUUUUUUUUUUUUGUAUACUUUGUAAAUAUCUAUAGCCUUUUCUGAGUUUAUCAGAGUUGCAUUUUGUAUUUUAAAAACCUCACUUAAGUUAUGAUGUUGUUUUUUUUAAUAUGUGCACUGAAUAAACCAUUUG
This is a messenger RNA of Anoplopoma fimbria (sablefish), 2926 nucleotides long. It is a transcript of the gene s1pr5a, whose product is annotated as sphingosine-1-phosphate receptor 5a. The record is from RefSeq and is a predicted model, not a curated record. Gene Ontology annotation, cellular component: membrane. NCBI's taxonomy places the organism in Eukaryota, Metazoa, Chordata, Actinopteri, Perciformes, Anoplopomatidae. The transcript has 2 exons. Gene Ontology annotation, biological process: G protein-coupled receptor signaling pathway. Bases 493 to 1695 code for a protein of 400 amino acids. Gene Ontology annotation, molecular function: sphingosine-1-phosphate receptor activity.